Cuscuta epithymum is the source of this 1151-nucleotide messenger RNA. NCBI's taxonomy places the organism in Eukaryota, Viridiplantae, Streptophyta, Magnoliopsida, Solanales, Convolvulaceae. The record is from the annotation of a GenBank genome assembly.
CUUUGAUUCCUCAUUCCAGUUUCCUUGUUCUAAAAAAUCUGCAGGAGUAUUUCAAAAUCCCUAAGAUUUUGGGGAUGCUUGGUCGUGUUCCAUAGCUAGUUGGGCAUCAUAUAGUCCAUUGGAGAAAUGGAGCACAUGUUUAUUGAAACAAGCUUAAUUUUGCUCAUAAAAUUCAGCAAAAUCACAAACUGCUGCUCCGAUUCAUUAUCAAUUGAAGUGCUAAAUGGUAUGAGCUAGCAGGUAUUACAUGAUUUACUAUUCUGAGGUGAUUUGUGGGAAUAGUGGAAAUUAAAGUGAAAGGUGCUCUGAAGCUUUUGGUGAAGUGCUAGCAGGGAAAACUACAGUAAACGUACUUGUGGUUUGGGGUGUUUUCAAUUCGGGGCAUGAGAUUCAUUUCUUGACAACCACGGGCGCGUGAUUCCACUCCGUUAUCUCACCCGGGGCACCGACCUUACGACGUUAGUAAUAACUGACGUGGCAAAAUUUUUAACGGUGAAAUUUGAAAUGGUUCAUCUACGCAUAUACACGUGGCUUAUCUUUUCUACUUAAUUAUUAAAACCCUCCAGCCUCUUGUUUAAGGCUGUCCUUAAGACGUCGGUGAAGGAAAAAAAGAAGGAAAGGCGAGUAAGACGGCGAUGAGUUCUUCGAGCGCUGAGUCCCAGUGGAUGGAUGGAAGAAGACGAAUUAAGAGGUGUGAGUGUGGACUCCAAGCACCGGUGUGGACUGCUACGACAGACAAAAACAGGGGGAAAAGAUUUCAUGGGUGCGGUCGUUUCUUGAGUGCUCAAAAGUGCAAUUUUUUUGAAUGGGUUGAGGAUGAAGAAUGUGUUACUUGUUUGAGACGGAUAGAUACUUUGCUCCAGAAGAUUACCAGUGUUGAAGACAAUUUCCGAGUGAAAGAAUUGGAGAUGCAAGCUGAAAUCAAGAGUUGUGUUCGGGGGAUAGGGCUUUUGAAACUCCAAAAUAUGGAAGAGGAACUUAAGAUGUCAAAGAAAGGCAAUAAGACUUUCUCCUGGAAUGUAGUGUGGUUCGGGUUGUUGGUUAUCAUCUUGUUGGGAAGUAGGAUAUAUUAGGUGUGUAAGGUUGCCAUGUGUUUGAUAAAAUGUGUCACUCAAACUUCAGUAUCAAUUAAUUGUCAUUUUCUUUAGUAG